Molecule: messenger RNA, 5513 nt
Organism: Corythoichthys intestinalis (scribbled pipefish)
Lineage: Eukaryota; Metazoa; Chordata; Actinopteri; Syngnathiformes; Syngnathidae
Product: C-X-C chemokine receptor type 3-like
Exons: 3
Coding region: 351-1442 (363 amino acids)
Biological process (GO): calcium-mediated signaling; immune response; cell chemotaxis
Cellular component (GO): membrane; external side of plasma membrane
Molecular function (GO): C-C chemokine binding; C-C chemokine receptor activity
Source: RefSeq, a predicted model, not a curated record
UUUGUUGACUUGCAGAUAUCUAGACGCAGACAGUUAAUUACUCAUUAAGUCCUGUCACGAUUUAACAAAACGCAUGAUUGUUGCGGAGUAUGUCACUAUCCUAGUUUUUAUCUUUAUCUGUGUUGUUUUUUUACUCCUUCAAUUACCAUCGUGCUGUUUCCGUUUCUCAACUCCGACCCCCCUGACAGCGUGAAGAAUGGGGUUCUUCUGGGUUUCCUUUUUCUUCUGGAUUUGAGGUCUUGCAGUGCCUCGUGAAAGAGCUGACUGGUUUUUUUUUUUUCUUGUUUUUCUGUUGGACCACUAUCGAGCAGAACCUUGCAACUUUCAUCAUCUGAUACAGCAGGACCAAGAUGGACGUCCACCUGGAUGGAUUGUUCAACCUAAACGUCAGCUACGACUACGACGAGGACUACGUGUAUAAAGAUGACGAUCCAGAUUUAAAGGGAGGACAAGCAGUGUGGAUCCCUCUUGUCUACUCAGUUGUGCUGAUCCUAGGUCUAUUCGGGAACGGGCUGCUUUUGGCGGCGCUGGCGCUGAAGAAGCGAGCGUGGAGAACGUCAGACACAUUCAUUCUCCACCUGAGUGUGGCCGACGUCCUGCUGCUCAUCACGCUGCCCCUGUGGGCCGCACAAGCCACACAGAGUUGCGGUUGGUGCAUCGGACUCGCUCUUUGCAGGAUCAGCGCAGUUAUUUUUAAGCUCAACUUCUUCUGCGGGAUCUUUCUCCUGGCCAUCAUCUGUUUGGACCGCUACCUGUCACUGGUCCAUGCCAAGCAGCUGUACUCCCACAAGAAACCCAUGUUGACCCACCUUAGCUGCCUUUCAGUGUGGCUAGUCUCCCUGCUCCUUACCAUUCCAGAGUGGCUCUACAUGCCGUUGGAGCGCCAUCCGUGGAAGGAGGAGAAAACCCAGUGCUUCCUCGGUCUCUACACUGCAAACAAACACCUGGGGUCGCGCAUCUCCCACCAUGUGUUCAGCGCGGCUGCCGGGGUGGUCAUCUUCUUCUCCUGUGGGACACCAUGGCUCCAGCGCUCAGCUAAAACCAUCCGAAAGAGAGUGGUCACACUUAUUCUGGUUGGGGUCUUCUCACUCUGCUGGAUUCCGUAUAACGUCGUACUCGUCAUUGACACGUUUCGUGGCACAGAGACGACCUCGGACGCUUUAUCCGGGCUUCCCCGAAGCUCACGGAGGACUGCCCUGAAAGUCACGGCUGUAUUGGGCUGCGUUCACGCUUGCCUCAGGCCGUUGCUCUACCUCGGCCUGAGCAGCGAUUUUAGGAAGUGGACUCUUGCGAUGCUGAGUUGCGUCAGAGCGGAACCUAAGGGAUCCGUGUGGGAGUUGGGAGUAGGCGACGACGCCCUGCUUGAGCAGAACCCAGAGACCGAGCAGCUGAAGCAGCUUGCCAGCGUGGACCAGCAAGUGCAGGUGAAAAUGGCCACGUAGCAGAAGUGGUGACUCAGAUUAAGAAAUUGACCUAAGUCACUAAAUUUAGGAUUUGUUACUUGCUUGGUGACAACUUUCAACUGGACUCGACAGUGCACUACACUAUUAAAAAAGAAGAAAGAAAAAAAAGUUACAUUUACUGUAAAAUACUGGCGGCUGCUUUUGCCAGAAUUUAACAUUGGAAACGGGAAAUUCUUCAUAUACAAGUAAAAACUUUAUAGUGCCCCAGUAAACUAUUUUUUAUGGUAUAUUGUUUUUAACUGAAUAUUGUGGGAGGAGAAUCUAAAUUUCAGAUGUAUGUAACAAUUUGGCGAAGCGCAGAUGAUGAGAAAUUAGUUUUUUAGUCAGUCGUUUAGUCCCGCCUGUCAUCAUAGCACUCUAGCGUCCCCAGCUGGAGGAUGACGUCGGCAGGGUCACGAUUUCAUCUGAUAUAGAAUUCAGCCCAUUGAGGAAAAUGCGACGAAGAGAGCAGCAAAAUGUCAUUGUUUCACUCUUUUCUACACCAAUAUUUUUACAGGAUGUUCUUUUUAUCUAAGUAUUUUCCCCUUUUGCUAAAUAAAUGUUAUGGUCAUGACAAAUAACAGUCUUAUGCUAAAUGGAAUAUCAAAUAUUAAAAAUGCAUUUAUUUAGUACGACAUGGCAAAAUUACUCCACAAUGGUCAAAACCGUCAAGGUCUUGUACCUCCCAAAUGAUAUUUUAUUCCACCAGAGCUAGUCCGGCUUUUGUCAUUUCCCUGCCCCGGCUUCAGAGAGCGUAAACAAACCAGGAGGCGUGACAGCUAACUGACAUGCUAACCCAAACCGGCGGCGUUUCCAAGUCUUAUUCUCAGCCCCACAACAUGCAAGCCACCUCCUUAUUAAAACGUGUGCCAUGAUCCCAGUAUUUAACAUAUUAUAAAACACAAUGUUUACUCACUUCCUCGUGAGUCCAACGGUCCCGCAGUUGUUGGACUUGUUUUGGCCAAUCUCUGCGGAACGGGAACUUUUUGAAACCCAAAAAGGCUCACACGCCUCUCCCUGGUGCAGCAACAAAACCCUAGCGCACAUUUGGCUGACGUGAUGCGAAAAAUAAACAGGGAAAUAAGCGGAAAAUUCUUAAAAAACAAGUAAAAACUCUGUAGUGCCCCAGCAAACUAUUUUUUGUACGGUAUAUUUUUUUAACUGAAUAUUGUGGGAGGAUAAUUUAAAUUUCAGAAUUAUUUUAGACUGUGAUUUGUGUAAAUAUAUACUGUAUACUGGUCUUGGUGGUGAUGUCACUGAGCUCCUGUUCUAUUCCUCCCCCCUUUUCAACCGGGCAGUCUAGGUAGUCGAGCGUUCUGACUACCGAGCUACUAAAAACUGGUUGUUGUGGGUAUAGAGUAGUGCUGCUACGAUUAAUCGAUUACCUCGAAUAAUUCGAUUACAAAAAAAGCUUCGAUUUCUUAAAUAUGCUAAGUAAAGCUGAACUAAAACACAGUCAGCGCGCGCGGUCUUCGGGACGCAUUGAGGAACAGACGAGAGUAAACAUCCACAUUCCACAACUCAUGCCGCUAGAUUAAAAAAAACGCCGACAGCUGCUACAUACAACACUCAGUUUUUACAAACUUCGCCCAUGUUGCUACAAACUACGCCCACAUAAUGGUACGGUAGAUAUCACAUGUACAUAGAACUAGAUGCGAAAUGACAGACUCGCCGGCGUUAGUAAACAGCCGCCACCUUAAAGCAGUAGACAUCUAAGGAAGGCUCUGUUGUAGCGAAGCUUCCGAGCAAACCUAAUUAAAUUUUUAUCUAAAUUACUCCUAAUUCGGCAAAACCUUGACUUGAAUCUAUCUUUAAAUGAUGAAACAGUUUUAAAACUUGCACAUGUCGAAAGUAGACAGAAGUGAAAUUAUGGAAUAACGGGAGCAAUUUUAACAAAUUUAACGGUUGAUUCACAGCAUUAAAUUAAUUGAAUGUAGUAAUGGGGACUACAGUAUUUAAUUUACCGUUUUGAACAAUUAACUUGAUACUGAAAUUGUAGUUUAUUUACGCCUGAGAGGAGUUUUGUACUAUUUUUGUAACUAAUGUACGAAUUAUUAAAAGCAUCUAAUAGCUGGGGGGGGGUUGUGCAGCAAUAAUUGAUUUAUAAUCGAAUCGUAGUCUCUGAAUCGUAAUCGAAUCGUGAGGUGCCCCAAGAUUCCCACCUCUAGUUAUUGUGGUUUGUUUUUAAAGAGUUUGCAUUAAGUUUUUUUUUACGGGGGAGGGGUGGAUACACUGCCCUAUAGUAGCAACAGUGAAUAUUACAUUAACUCAUUUAAGAUGGCUGACUCCAGCUGCUCCCUGUUAGGACCAACAUAAAGUCAUUUUAUUUUUUAAUGCAUUCGUAAUUUAGAAUAGUUAUAUUUAGCCAGUUUUUUUUUUUUUUUUUUUUUUUUUACCUUUUUUGUGGGGACAUGUGUUUCAACGAUUUGUUAAGAGUAUUGUUAAAAAAAAAAAAAACUUAGCAUUUUAUAGCAUUUAAGCUAGCGGAUUUAUGGUAUGCAAGUUAGCCAAUUUUUCUUUUGUUAUAUUUAGAGCUUCAUUUAUUUAAUUUUUAAUACCGUUUGAGGCUAAGCUAAGGUAUUUUAAUUUAUUUUAUAUGAAAGUGCAAUUCUGUAUAGUUUGAAGAAAACUCAGAAAUUUUGUGUUUGCAUUUAAUGCUCUUCUAAAAAUGCAAUCUGAGCAAACCAUUGUUUUACAUCUCCUAAAAUGUAUUCUGGAACGCAUUAGAUUUUCGUAAUCCGAUUACUCAAUUAUUCGAACUAACUAGUUGAUAGAUUAAUCGACUGCUAAAAUAAUCGACAGCUGCUGCCCUAGUAGAGGGUCAGGAAAAUCUUGCGCUCUAAUAACUUAUAAGAAUGUACUGCAGUUAUAACUAGACUGGACUUGGAUCAGUAGUCAUCAUGCUCAACUACAGUAGUGAUAAUGUGGAUUCAAACCCUGGUUGAAGAGCGUGUUGAUUGUGAAAGGGGCACAGUGAUGUCAAUACAUACAUCAGACCAGUUACACAUACCAGUACAUACUUUUUACAGUCGUUUGCUGUAAAACGACAGUCAAAAUAUAGUUCUUUUCAUUGUAUUUUUUUAAUUUGACUGUAAACCCUUUAUGGUUUUCCUGUUUUUUACAGUACAAUUCUGGCAACCACAGCUGCCAUUAUAUUACCAUGAAUUUAACUUUUACGCUUUUUAACUUACUAUUUUUUUUUUGCGUUACAAGCUGUCAUAUGGGUGAUUUUCUUAUUUUUGCCUCGUUUGCUGAUGCACUUCCAGCCGGUCAUUAAACAGGCGAUGAGGAGUUUCUUCAUGUAACAGCAUAAACCUGUUAGUCAAGGUCUCAGUUGACCUAAUUUACCAAGUUUUUACAUUUAAAAAAUCUGCAUUCUUAAGAUAGUGUGUUAUUUUUUUUUUUUAUGAAAGAAAAGUGAUUUUUCUUAUAUAUAUAUAUAUUAAUGUCACACAUGGAAACCAUGUAACCUAUGCCACUUAGGUCAUUAUUAUUGUAUUAAUGUGCUCUUAAAGGGAAGUAAUUUGGGAAGUCACGUGCUUCAAGGAUAGAGGAGGUGUGAUGACUUUAUUGUCACUGGAAACACGUAAUUUAUUUACCGUUUCAUAACAAUGCUUUGUAAAUUAGUUUUAAUGCCUAUUAUUGUUGUUUUGUUGUCCAAUGCACUUCCUAGCACAGAAAAAAAUGUGUGGUAUUACCUAUCCAAAUAGAUUUAAAGCCUCGUGUGUUAACUUAAUCUUCAAGGCACGCUUUAUUUUUCACAUGACAUGGAAGUUUUGAUAUUGACAUGACUUAAUAAUUAUUUAAGUUGUUGAAUAUUUAUAUGUUUCAACACUUUGAUUCAGAGUCGUUUGUUUCUAAAGUGCUCUGAUAAGAGUAAUCCGUUAAUCCUGACCAGGUUUAAAAUGAAAAAUAGCUCUUGCUAUACUAGAAUUUGAAAGACUAAUUGGGAAAAUUAAAGAUACAGCUCAUUAGAAUCCACAGUUUAUCACAAAAGUGAGUACACCCCUUGGAUUUUGGUAGAUAUUUAAGUAUAUCUUUUCAUGGGACAACACUGACAAAAGGACACUU